CAGCUGAUGGCAGUUUAAUAUUUUUCUAAUCUAUUUGUUGCUAGUUGCUCGUGAACCUAACAAGUAAACUGUGCAAAAUGGUGCAGGUGUGGUAUAUGGAUACGGAGGAAACCGAUCAGCGUUUGGAGCACCAUCGCAAUCCACCAGCCUACUUGGAACUGGGAGAUCUUUACAAAAAGACAGGCGUGGAAUACUUUAAAAUCAACGCCGACGAAUACCAGAGCGAUAAUACUCUCACGGAACUGAGGGCACAACGUGGUUAUACAUACGAUGAUGAGAUCACCUGCUCGGAAAAGUGCCUCCCUGACUAUGCCAACAAAUUGAAAGCCUUCUUCACCGAACACCUGCACACUGAUGAGGAAAUACGCCUUGUUUUGGAUGGAUCCGGUUAUUUCGAUGUUCGCGACAACGAGGAGAACUGGCUACGCAUUCUGGUGGUUAAGGGAGAUCUGAUUAUAAUACCCGCUGGCAUCUAUCAUCGCUUUACUUUGGAUUCAAAUAACUUUAUCAGAGCUCGUCGCUAUUUUGUUGGUGAGCCAGUGUGGACCCCACACAAUCGUCCUGCCGAUGACAUGGAUUGCCGAAAAUCGUACAUCAAACAUCAGUCCGAAAACUUUGUACAACUGAACAAGGUUUAAAUUGUAUGUCCUACCCACUUUGAUAA
Messenger RNA from Drosophila suzukii, 664 nucleotides. RefSeq names its product acireductone dioxygenase 1 (gene Adi1). NCBI's taxonomy places the organism in Eukaryota, Metazoa, Arthropoda, Insecta, Diptera, Drosophilidae. Gene Ontology annotation, molecular function: acireductone dioxygenase [iron(II)-requiring] activity. The record is from RefSeq and is a predicted model, not a curated record.